Messenger RNA from Huiozyma naganishii CBS 8797, 3444 nucleotides. RefSeq lists its product as uncharacterized. The transcript has a single exon. Lineage: Eukaryota; Fungi; Ascomycota; Saccharomycetes; Saccharomycetales; Saccharomycetaceae. The record is from RefSeq and is a predicted model, not a curated record. Gene Ontology annotation, molecular function: phosphatidylinositol-4,5-bisphosphate 5-phosphatase activity; phosphatidylinositol-3,5-bisphosphate 5-phosphatase activity. Bases 1 to 3444 code for a protein of 1147 amino acids. Gene Ontology annotation, biological process: phosphatidylinositol dephosphorylation. Gene Ontology annotation, cellular component: cytoplasm; membrane.
AUGAACAUUUUAGUCAGCGAUAAGCCGGAUAGGAGAAUUGCUAUUGUAUCCAGGUCAUAUGCCUUAAUAUUAAAGUCCGUAAAGAACAGUGAUGCCUCGCAGAGCAAGAAACCGUACUGCGCCAUUGAGCUGGUCUCCAAGAGUGCUGUUCAGGGCCAGGAUUUUGUCAAGCUCAGUGCGAAUGAACUGUACGGGUUUGUUGGGCUAAUUGAAAUUGAGGGACUGAUUUUCCUUGGUGCAAUUACGGGGAAGGCCAAAGUCGCCCAGCCAAUUCCUGGAGAAACGGUUAAUAAGAUUCUUACCGUUGAUUUCUUCUGUCUAAACGACGCUAGUUGGGAUUUUUUGGAAAUAGACUCUUCAGGGUACCCGCUAGUACCUGAGACUGAAUUGAGCGUCCCAGGGUCAGGAAGUGACUUUCAACAGCAGCAACCGAAUGAUCUAUUACCAAAACACCCUUGUUUCGAGUUGAAGAAGUUGAUGUCUAAUGGAUCGUUCUACUACAGUUCUGAUUUUGAUUUGACAUCCACUUUGCAGAGUCGCGGAUUUGGAGCACACUCCUUGAGUGCGGACAACUACGAGGCAGAGUACAUGUGGAAUUCUUUCCUAAUGGAGGAAAUAGUGACCUAUAGAGAUAGACUGGACAACCAUGCGAAGCAGAUUUUAGAUGACGAAGGGUUUCUUACCACUGUAAUUAGAGGGUUUGCUGAAACCUUUGCCACACAUGUUAUGGAGGCCAAGGUCACAUUGACUAUGAUAUCCAAGCAGAGUUGGAAAAGGGCCGGUACACGGUUCAACGCAAGAGGCGUCGAUGACGACGCAAAUGUGGCCAACUUUGUGGAAACGGAACUGAUUUUCUAUUCCAGAGAGUAUUGCUACGCGUUUACAGAGAUCAGAGGGAGUAUCCCCGUUUUCUGGGAACAGGAUACGUCAUUAAUUAACCCCAAAGUCCAAAUCACUCGGUCGAUUGAUGCUACGCAGCCGAUUUUCGACAAGCAUUUCCAAAGAUCGAUCGAAAAGUACGGACCCGUGCAUGUCGUUAAUUUGCUUUCUACCAAGAGUUCAGAAAUUGAAUUGUCUCAACGUUACAGAGAUCAUCUAACGAGAUCAAAAAAAUUAAGAAUGAACGAUGACGUUUUUUACACAUGGUUUGACUUUCACAAGGAAACCGCUCAAGAAGGGUUCUCUGGGGUAAGAAAGGUGUUACCUUUGAUAAGGGACUCGAUGCUGUGCUCCGGGUACUAUGCCUAUGACGUACAGGCUCGUAAGAUAAUAUCUGAACAGCAUGGGAUCUUCAGAACCAACUGUUUGGAUUGCUUGGAUAGAACCAAUCUAGCCCAACAAGCAAUAUCGCUGGCCGGGUUCAGAAUCUUCCUGGAAGACUUGAAAUUUAUCACCAGCAAUACUUACAUCGAUGAUGAUGACUUUGUCAACAAGCACAACACUUUAUGGGCAGACAAUGGUGAUCAGAUAUCACAAAUAUACACUGGUACUAAUGCAUUAAAGUCGUCAUUUUCCAGAAAGGGUAAGAUGUCACUAGCUGGCGCACUGUCCGAUGCCACAAAAUCCGUGAGCAGGAUGUACAUCAACAAUUUCAUGGAUAAGGGUAAACAGCAGAAUAUCGAUACGUUGUUAGGUAGAUUACCACAUCAGCAGCCGGUUCAACUAUACGAUCCCGUCAAUGAAUACGUCACUUCUCAGUUGGACACUAUGUCUGACCAGUUCACAUCAUACUCUACUAUCAACAUCUUUGUGGGGUCCUUCAAUGUCAACGGUACUACUCAGAAGACCGAUUUAUCAUCGUGGCUGUUCCCCAUUGGAGAUAAAUUUCGGCCGGACAUUGUUGUUUUAGGGUUGCAAGAAGUUAUUGAACUGACUGCCGGGUCUAUCCUUAACGCAGAUUACUCCAAGGGAUCCUUCUGGGAAAACAUGGUCAGCGAUUGCUUAAAUCAGUACCACGACAAAUAUCUACUACUGAGAGUGGAACAAAUGUCGUCUUUAUUGAUUCUUUUCUUUGUCAAAUCGGACAAGGCAAAGUGUGUCAAGCAAGUGGAGGGAGCCACCAAGAAAACAGGGUUUGGGGGGAUGACAGGCAAUAAGGGCGCAGUGUCGAUUAGAUUCAAAUACAAUUCCACUUCGUUCUGUUUCGUUAAUAUGCAUCUAUCUGCCGGGGUAGCCAACGUUGAUGACCGUCGCAACGAUUAUGAAAGCAUUUUGAAUGGCAUAUCAUUUACAAGAUCGAACACUAUUUCAAACCAUGACUCGAUCUUCUGGCUCGGAGAUACUAAUUAUAGAAUAAAUUUACGAAAUGAGGAGGUCAGAAAAGAACUAAAAAGUGGGAAAGAAUCAUUAACAAAAUUGUUCCACUAUGAUCAGUUGGCGCAAGAGAUGAAAUCUGGUGCUGUAUUUCAAGGAUUCAAUGAACCGGAUGUAAAGUUCCAGCCUACGUACAAAUACGAUAAUGGUACCAACACGUACGAUUCGUCUGAAAAGGCGAGAACGCCUUCUUGGACUGACAGAAUUGUUUACAAAGGUACAAAUCUACACCCACUAGCAUACUCUGACGCACCUUUGUUGAUUAGUGACCAUAAGCCGAUUUAUGGUGCGUAUAGAGCGAAAGUAAAAUCCACUAAUGACGAAGAAAAGGUCAAGUUAACUAAACAGCUGUUCGAGAAGUACAAAGUGAUGCAUCCAGACGAAACAAGCAGUUUGAACUCCCAACUUCUCAAUCUGGGCUUAGAAGGCGGGAGCAAUGACAUCUUGUCAAGAGAACUGCCUUCUACAAUUCCAAGUAGUGUAAGCCUUUUGGACAUGGGCACCGAGAGUAGCGUGAGCCCGUUAAAACAGACACCGACCUCUCUCUCGCCAUCUCAAUCCGUAUCAUCCAUUCCUAUUUCAAAUUCAAUACUACAGCCGCGGAGAAAUCCUUCGGUCACCGCAGUGGCUUCUCCACCCGCUGAAAAGGAAAACGUUUCUUCGGCUAGCAUCCUUGAUCCUGCUAUCGCAAAGCCAAAUUCAACAAAUGCAUUUAGGAAACCAUUGCUUCGUCCUCCUCCCCCACCUGCCUUCGGAGACACCAACGUUGAAACUAAUGGUAAUAAACCUAGACAGGAGAAUAUACCUUCUGUUAGACCGCACGUUGGAAACACCAAACCGCAACAGUCUGCAAAUGUAUCCAAGUCGGUGGUAAAGAACACAGCACAUUUUUCUUCGCCUCCUCCAGGAUUCACUAGCUCAAUGGUUCUGACACCAAAGAAUGCAGCCAGUGGCUCGCAGACUUCAUCAACUCCGGGCCCAUCGGUUUCACCAGCGACGAAACCGCCCACCGACGGAAUCUCGCAACUAACAAAAACAAAUCUGGAUGGAGACCGGUCAUCAUCGCAAAGCACAUCUGUUGCCCCAGCUGCCCACUCUAUGGACUCUUGGCAACCGCUUCAGCCCAAAUAA